Messenger RNA from Nematostella vectensis (starlet sea anemone), 1346 nucleotides. RefSeq names its product probable RNA-binding protein 18. NCBI's taxonomy places the organism in Eukaryota, Metazoa, Cnidaria, Anthozoa, Actiniaria, Edwardsiidae. The transcript is spliced from 6 exons. The record is from RefSeq and is a predicted model, not a curated record. Gene Ontology annotation, molecular function: RNA binding. The coding region runs from base 123 to 707 and encodes 194 amino acids.
CAUGAUUUGUGAAAAUACCAAGCUCAAGCUUAGCCCUCAAUUUUAUCCUGUUGUGGUUACCCUGUUUGUGAGACGGCAAUCCGGUCAGCAAGCUCUCCCAUUGUGGUAUUAUUGCUUUCAACAUGGCGGCCGAGGGAACAUCGGGUGUUCCUUUGGCUGCCCCGGAAAUUGACGAUGCAUUCAGCGAGCGAAAAUUAUGGAUAGGAAACCUUGACAAACGUUUAUCCGAAUUCAACAUACUGAAAAUACUGCAGCAGUUUGGCGAGAUAGAGCAUUUUCAGUUUCUAUUCCAUGGAAAUGGUCCAAACAGAGGAGAGCCGAGGGGAUAUUGCUUUGUAGAGUUCAAGAAAAAAGAGGAUGCAAGGAAAGCUCUUCGGGGCUUGAAUAAGAAAAUAGUGCUGUCUAGAGCUCUAGUGGUGGACUGGGCGCACCAUCACAAAUCAUCAGCAGAUGAACCACAGAAAAGCAAACACACAAAUAUAGUGCCAAAUGCCCAGACAUCUACCCACUCUCCAAGCAAUGAGUCUAAAAUUAAAGCGAUAGAAGCCAAGCUAAGGGUCAUGGAAAGCACUGGAGACGUUAAUCCCACUCAUCUUGGAUGGAGUAAACACCCCUUACUAGUGGAGAGUGAGAAAAACCAGACACACCCAUACAAGUCUUCUAAAACCAGGGGAAGAGGUGAAUGGAAAGGGAAGAGACACAGAUGAUAUCAAAGUGGCAAGUGGGAAUGCAGAAAUUCCCUCACAGAUCUGCUAUAACUAGGGGAAUAAAUGAAGAAAAACGACCCAGAUGAUAUCAAAGUGGCAAAUGAGAAAAAAAAGCAGAAACACCAUUAGAAGUCUGCUAAAACUGGGGGAAGAAGUGAAUAGAAAUGAGAAAGAAUACCAUUACACCCCAAACAUCAUAUUUGUAGUAUACUGUAUUUUUAUUUACAAAAGCUGUACAUAUUUAUUAAUUAAAUAGAGUAUUUCCAUCCUACACUGGUUGCUCGCGAGGCUUGUCCCUAACAGAUCCUUGGCUUCGGCUUGUUUGUACUUUGUCCUUGGCAGUUUCGUUCUUCAGUACAUGUAGCAGCGUCUGUGAACUCUCUAAUAUCUUGAUUUAAAAAAAGAAUCACAAAAGAUGUUAAGGGGAACUCCUGUUAACUGUGUUCCAUAAUCAACCUUACCCGAAGAAUUUACAGGAAGCAACAGGGGCGUAGCAGGGGUGGGGCAAUAGAGGUAUGACCCCCCCCAAAAAAGGAUGUCACUAAAUCUUUUCCAAAUCAGGCAGGCAGUGUAAUUUUUUUCUAAACUGUCAAAACAAUGAUACCUUCUAUAUAUUCAAUACUAAACAACUUCAAUAAA